Messenger RNA from Onthophagus taurus, 2178 nucleotides. RefSeq lists its product as uncharacterized. The record is from RefSeq and is a predicted model, not a curated record. NCBI's taxonomy places the organism in Eukaryota, Metazoa, Arthropoda, Insecta, Coleoptera, Scarabaeidae.
GUACGGGUUUUCUUUCAAAAUCAAUUCGAAAAUGUCGCGGUUUUUAAGGAAAGUUAUAUAUUAUUGAAAAUAAUUUUAUGAUACCAAUUUAUAAUGAGUCGAAGAGUCCCUCCUGGAAGACCAGUAGGUACUUCCCAAUCACGAUCAAGUGUUGGCGGUUGUGGACCAUCAUGUCCAGCAGUUUCCUCAUCUGCAAGACUUUCGCGAAUUCAACCACCUAGAGUUAGCUCUCAACCACCAAGACCAUCCGGAACAAUUCCAAGAAUGACAGCUCCUCGAUCAACAGCUAGAGUUCCAUCGGCAGCUCCUCCACAACCAGUUUAUCAAAAACGAAAUUUAACAACUUCUUCAGGUUAUGGACUUAAACCGACAUCAACCUCCAAAAUAACGAAAACAACAACUAAAUCCGUGGAGGUUAAGAACACCUUAAAGGGGCCACAAAAGGUGAUUAAAGAAGUAACUAAAGCACAUCAGGCGUCUUCAGGAGCCAAUGUAGGGACUGCUCCACUUCCAAGUACAUCGCGAACGCAAACAUCUUUUAUGCAAACUCGACCUGUCUUAGAACGAAAAUCGAGUGCCAAACGGCCACCUCAAAUUGUCCCAAAAAGUAUGUUGGGAAAUGUUACACAAAAAAGUCGACUAUCUCAACAAGUCGAUCAAUCGUUGAAUCAAGUGGCUAAAUCGAACCCGAGAAGAAUAGUGACAGCAACCGGUGCUAAAAGAUCAAUCGUUCGAGCACCCACAGUUAUGAUUAACGACGUCCCUGUUAAUCCAAAGCGGCAAGUUAUUACCGAAAAUAUCGUCGAAUCAUCUCCUGGUAUUGAAAAAAUUUCACGAUCUUUAAUCGGGAUUGAAAAACUGUCACCUUGUACCGCUCGAAAAACGGAACUGCAAUUACAACAACUUCAACAUUCACCUGGGCCACAUCCGCCAUCUCCAUCGAAAGACACCAUUUCGGUUAGAAAUGUAAUAAGCGUAACAGAUAAUGGUACAACAGACACCGCAAAAAUAGUUACUUACGAAAAAACGGAGCCAAGUCAACAAUUCGGGUUAUCCCCCGCUGAAGUAAGUAGAAUGAUCCGGGAAGAAAAUCAAGAUAUAAGUAACAGCCGUAAUUGGAAACCAAUUGAAGUUGUUUCAUCCGUCCAAACUACUCUCCCAAUUAAAAAACAAGAACACGAAUACAUGUUGGAUCCAUUAACACAUAAAGCCCUUCAUGAUUCAGUUGUAAUACCAGAACAAGCUCCGGACGAGGCCCCCCUAGAUGAAAUUUCCCCAGAACUUUUAGCGGCAAUGAUUCACACGGAAGAACAAGGAAUGGAUAUGGUUUCAGAACCCACUCAUAUCUACACUUUACUAUUUCCGGAUGAUAACGAAUUAGGUCCCGAUGUUAUGGAAGUAAAUUCAGCGGCUCCGGCUCCUUUAGACGAUGUUGCUGUACCUUCACACACGCUUCCAGAAGCCUUUUACAAUAAUAGUGUUAAUCCGGAGCUUGAAAGAGCUAUUUUGGAAACUGAGGGGCAAGGAAAAAGACCUAGCGCGGCUGGGUUUAGUGAAUAUCAAGAGAAAAAGCAACCUGGAUGCGAUCAAUCAGAAGUUUUAAUCGAAAGAAUAAAAACUAAACACGUUAAAAAGCGUGAGCCACAAAUAGAAGCUGUUAAACCCCUGGAAGAAGAAGAACCUCCUUGGGGCGACGAUCCAGUUGAGAAUGAAGCAAGGAUGCAAGAACAAAGAGAACGGGAAAUGCAAUUACAACAAGAACAACUAAUACAAAUAGAAAAAAAUUUAGCUGCUGUUGUUGGAGCACCUAAAGCUCCUCCACCAACGGUUUGUAAUCCAGCAGAUAGUUUUAUGGUUGGAUUAUCAAAUGAAAAUGCAAUUGAUUAUAUCUUACACGUUGAACCUCCAACAUAUCUUUCAAAAGCUCAAUUACGAGGAUCAUCUGUACCACCUUGGUUCCCAGGUUAUUACGUCGCCUUUCCUGAGAUACCCGAGUUAAUAACCACCGUAAAAUAUCCGACUAUUGCGUUAACCUCCGCGUGGAGACACGUCCAACCCAAUAUCUUUCCAGAAGAUAGCUUUUUGGUGCUCUAAAAAUGCUCUUACAAUUUUUUUUUUCAGUUUUUGUUAAUAAUGAUAAAACCAAUAUAAUUUAUUAAUAAAUUGUUUCAAAUAUUA